AAGAAUAAGCGGGAAGACCAAAAGGAGUGAGGGGAGACGGGGGCGUGUGAAGGGUGGCGGUCUAUGAAGACGGACAACUUGAGGGAGAGGCACCCACUCAGUGCCUCAGUGGGCACCAGCACACACACCCGUCUCCUCCUCCUCCUCCACAAGGACAGAUGAGUGGUGACGGGGCGACGGGGGGCCUCACACCACAUGUUACUGAGGACGGUGUGAGGCGGACACUCCACCUCGACCAAGGCCAGGACGCUACUCUCCUACACUGGGCAUGUCACGAUUUCACCAACAAGGGAGACAACUACAUUGCCAUCAUCACCAGCGUCAACGUUAAGUUUAGUAAGGGCGGCAGCGAGCAGCAGGUGUCAUACGUCGUCAAGAUAAAACAAGUAAAAGACUCAGGCUCUACUAGUGACUUCGAUGAUAUGGUGUUUAUUAAAGAGGGGAAAUUCUAUACUGAAAUCAUGCCGCUGAUUAAUGCGGAAUUGGUCAAUGUUGGGAUGACCCCUUUAAGAGUCCCGUGCUGUCUGCACUCUGAAUGGGAUGAGAAGCAGAAUGAGCUGUUUUUAGAAGACCUUCAACCUCUUGGAUUUAAGUUACAUGACCGCAAGAAAGUAAUGAGCACAGCACACGCAGUUCUAGUCUUGCAGGAGCUUGCCAGACUCCACGCAGCCUCAUUCAUCGUGCUUUCCAAAACUCCCCAGGAGGACCUGAUUCAUAAAUUCAAGUUUUUAUCCUGGGAGAUGUUCAAUUAUUCUGAGAAAACCAAGAAGGCUUUUGACGCAUUGAUCUCCGGUAGUCUCCUGACGGCCUCCGAGCUGGCCGGGGCGGUGGACAGGGAGGACAUGAAGGAGUGGUUCAGAGCACUGUCUCCUAGGGGCCCGGAGCUGUUGGCUGAACAGAUGAGCGGCGGGUCUGCCUUUGACGUCAUAAGUCAUGGUGACUGCUGGGUCAACAACUUAAUGUUCAGGUAUGAUGCUCAGAGUCAGCCCGUCGAGGUGAUGCUUGUUGACUUUCAGUUGUGCCGGAAGUCAUCGCUGGGUGUCGACCUCAACUACUUCUUGUUCAGUAGCCUCACCGCCGCUGAGAGGAACGUAAGACUGACGGAUCUGUUGGCUACCUACUACACUGCCUUUCAGGAGGUGACAGAGGCGGCGGGGAUCGCUGCGCCCUACACUCUUGAUGACGUCAUUGGGGAGUUCCACAAGAAGAACAUAGUUGGUCUCAUCUUCGGCGCCUUGGCUAUCCCCGCUCUGGUGUGUGACCCGCAGGACGCCCAGGAAUUCGAUGUCACUUCGGACGAUCACACAAACAACUAUGUCACCAAGAAACGUCAAAAUACACUGAAUAUGUUGAAGACGAACUCCCUCGUGUUGCCCAGGCUAAUGAAUCUCUAUGAUGACGUCGAGCUUUAUGCUGGCCUUACCUAAUGCAUUUUCAGACUAAUAAUUCGAGUUUUGCUUGUAAGUGCUUCAACAAAGUCUACCACAAACACGUGUAUCUCAGCUUCACUAAAGUAUGAACGGAGGAAGAGCCCAAGGAGGGAUCGGGCGUCCUGCCCAGCAGUGUGGACAAACCUUCCCCCCUUUCAAAGAAUCAGAUUGGGCCCACACCAGCCCAAAUAUGGAUACUUGGUCACACGACUUCCGCACACUACCACUAAUACAGCUCUGAGGAUAAUGAUGACCAAAUUGAAUAAUGAUAUAUUACCUUAAAAAGCAUUCUUUGACAUACAGACAUUAUCAACCUAUUAAAGUGCAUUCUCUUAAA
Molecule: messenger RNA, 1767 nt
Organism: Homarus americanus (American lobster)
Lineage: Eukaryota; Metazoa; Arthropoda; Malacostraca; Decapoda; Nephropidae
Exons: 3
Coding region: 159-1427 (422 amino acids)
Source: RefSeq, a predicted model, not a curated record